CUGACAGGAGGGUCAUUUCCUUGCUUGGAAUCUUUCACAGAAGUGCCUUUUCCUUUUCUCUAGCAUUCCAGUUUUACAGCAUAAUAAUGGGUCUUAGGAUCAUUGUUUUUGUGGUUGUGCUAUUAGGGGUAACUGGGAGCCCCACUGUGACAAUCAGACCCGAAGCUGCUUCGGUGGACAAUUCAACUCAUCCCAACAGGGUACCAGAGACAGCGGGGGAAACACAGAUCUUUGGACAGCAAAAAGUAUUACUAGAAGAGGCUGAGGUGGAUGUGAUGGAGACUGGAGAGCUGAACCCCAAUCACUACCCUGCUCAGAGGGCGGCCAAGGUGGUCCAACACUACCUCAACACCCUCUACGGCUCACCAUACAGGGUGUUUGGACUGCACAGGGUCCACAGUGGGAACGCAGAGGAUUUGGUGAACUCUGGAAGAAAGUAUCAGCUGAACAUCUCAGUGCAGGAGCUCAUUAGCAAUAAAACAGAGAAAUGCUCUGCAGAGGUUUUGUUUCCAAGGGGAGAGCAGCAGCGCUCAUCCCAGGUCCAGGCCUCAUGUGAGGAGCUCCUUAAAAUCAACACUAAAGCUCAAGAAGAGGCCUUGUACCAACAGUACAAGACGAGCCAAAGCGUGCUGACAGCCCAUUUACCUGACAGCUAUGGUCACAUAGACCCUGACAUGGAGCCUUUCUGGCGCCUGGGCACUGUGGCCUCCAGCUUCGUCAUGCUGAAUGAAUCCACUGAAGACACUCUGUACAACAUGGCUCAGGUCGCCAACAUCACGCAACUGGCAACUGAGAACGACCAGCUGAAGUUUGACUAUCACAUACUGCUGCAUGAGAUGGUGUCGCAGGAAAUAAUUCACUGGAAACUGCUGUUCACCUGGUCUCCUGCAGAGGGAGUGAAAGUGCUGCAGAUGGAGCAGCUGCCUCACUGCCAUGACUGUGAAAUACCUCCAACCACAAACUAAACUGCUGACAUUCAUCACACUGUCACUUCAACAGAAAUAAAAUCUUGAUGCUCACAUUCAUUCAUUGGAAACAUGAAUGUGCUUACAAUGAGGAGAUUAGCAGCUGAUGCUUGCAGGUGGAGUUUAUACCAAUCCAUCAUACAUAGUGAUAUGAUAUCUUUUUUAUUUGUUCUGUACCUUUGGUUAAGGGUAUUUUAGCCUAAAUAAACGGAUAAAAGAUA
Molecule: messenger RNA, 1186 nt
Organism: Toxotes jaculatrix (banded archerfish)
Lineage: Eukaryota; Metazoa; Chordata; Actinopteri; Toxotidae
Gene: lxn
Product: latexin
Exons: 7
Coding region: 87-965 (292 amino acids)
Molecular function (GO): metalloendopeptidase inhibitor activity
Source: RefSeq, a predicted model, not a curated record